Molecule: messenger RNA, 2538 nt
Organism: Oryza sativa Japonica Group (Japanese rice)
Lineage: Eukaryota; Viridiplantae; Streptophyta; Magnoliopsida; Poales; Poaceae
Product: serine/threonine/tyrosine-protein kinase HT1
Biological process (GO): signal transduction; protein phosphorylation
Cellular component (GO): cytoplasm
Molecular function (GO): ATP binding; protein kinase activity
Source: RefSeq, a predicted model, not a curated record
GAACCCUCAAAUGCAGCAGUGAACACAACACAGAGGAAGAGAGAGAGAGUUAAGCUGGGCUCAGGGAGGACUAGGAGAGCAGCAGAGGCGACCGCUUGUUGUUGCUGCUGCGUUUGCGUUUCUAGGGUGUAAGCACGGGCCAUCUUUCCGGUGGGAGCUUUGAAUGCCAAUCUUCACCACCAUAGUAGUACUAUCUCAUUAUCUCUCCCUCUGAGUCCUCUCUCGAUCCGGUUCGGCUUGCUCGGGUUCGCGCAACGGAAAGGCGAGAUUUUUGAGGGGAUGAAGUAGUUGCCAUUCUGAUAUCCUUCUCUAUCUAUCCGCUUCGACGAGCCGCGAUCUCUGGGAGGAAUCUUGAGAAGCCUAUGCAAUUGCUGGUUCUUCAUCAACCUUCGCAAGUUUUUUGGUUCCGUUUGUAGAUAUUAGCUAACCAUAGAUCAAUUAUAGUUUAGCCAUCUUAUAAACAAGCUGUUGUGAGAAUUUGACUUCAGAUGGGCCAAGGAGUUGCGGCUAUUCCUGGCCUUGGGUCUCUUGGAGGCGUUUCCUGCGACAAAUUCCUUUUCUCCUUUGCGAAAUUCUACUUCAACAUGUGGUUUCUACUGAUCCAGGCAUCCAAAGUUGGAAUUUGAUCACUUGUGAGGUAGCUUCUCUUCGCUUUCGUGGUUUGCCAGAAUGGAGAGAGAGAAUUCAUGGCUGAGGAGAACCAAGUUCUCCCACACCGUGUACACAAGGUUGGAUCACCAACGGGCGCCUAUUGCUCCCCUUGGCAGGGAUGUGGAGCAGAAACUGCAGAGAUUUAUUAGUAUGGGGAAGUCUGUGUCGAUGCCUGUUAACCGGGACGAGGAUGCAGUGGCUGCGUUCAAGCACUCUGUGAGCUUGCCAACAGCCCGCUCCUCGCUUCAGAUUGAUAAGGAAAAGGCCAACAAGCAGAAGGCAGAUUUUGAUAUCCCUUCAAGCCCUCCGGUGAACUCUGUUAAUUCGAAGGGCCUGAAGGCAAGGAGCCUGGUCAAGAGCCCAAGCUCAGCGAUGCUUCUCAGCUACUUGAACAAGGCACACCCGAAUCGAGAUUCAAACCUCAAGAAGACUGACAGACCUCAGCACAAGCUGAGAUCAAAGUCCCCUCUUCCGAAUGUAGCGCCUUCUGAUGUGUUCAGAGAAGCACGUGCAAGUAGCAGGAGGUUUACAAGCCCUCCCCCAAAGCGAAGGGGAUCUGAAAGAAGCAUUUACGGCAAAUCGUUUGAUAGACAACUGUCUGAUAUGAGCCAAAGCCCUGAUUUGUGUUCAACCCCAGUGUCCUCUGAUAAGCACAAGUCUCUAAAGGAUAGCUCAUGGACUAGGAGAUAUUUUGAUAAUGGUGGAAGGAGGAGGGUUAGUGCAGUGGACGCUACUGAAGUUCGGAGGAACCGCGGGGUUAGUAUGGCUCAGGCAGUUCAAACUACAGUUGAUUGGACACUUGAUCCAUCUAAGCUGCUCGUGGGGCAUAAGUUUGCAUCUGGGGCAUAUAGCCGGCUCUACAAAGGACUCUAUGAUGAUAAACCAGUUGCCAUUAAAUUUAUUCGGCAACCUGAUGAUGACGACAAUGGGAAGAUGGCUGCAAAACUUGAAAAACAGUAUAACAGUGAGGUCAAUGCUCUAUCUCACCUCUAUCACAAGAAUGUGAUCAAGCUAGUAGCAGCCUAUAAAUGCCCACCAGUUUUUUACAUAAUUACUGAGUUCCUCCCUGGAGGUUCCCUGAGGUCAUAUCUAAAUAGCACAGAGCAUCACCCCAUCCCUCUGGAGAAGAUCAUAUCCAUUGCUCUCGAUGUUGCCUGUGGGUUGGAGUACAUUCACUCUCAAGGGGUCGUGCACCGUGACAUUAAGCCAGAGAACAUUCUCUUUGAUGAGAACUUCUGUGUAAAGAUUGCUGAUUUUGGGAUUGCCUGUGAGGAGUCAAUGUGUGAUGUGCUGGUGGAAGACGAAGGCACUUACCGGUGGAUGGCCCCCGAGAUGAUCAAGCGUAAGGCAUACAACCGGAAGGUCGACGUCUAUAGCUUUGGACUACUCCUAUGGGAAAUGAUCUCUGGAAGAAUUCCUUUCGAUGACUUAACCCCUCUCCAGGCGGCUUAUGCUGUUGCAACUAGGCAUGCGCGACCAGUAAUUCCUCCAGAAUGUCCAAUGGCUCUGAGACCGUUGAUCGAACAGUGUUGCUCAUUGCAGCCCGAAAAGAGGCCUGAUUUCUGGCAGAUUGUUAAAAUCCUGGAGGAAUUUCAUUCUGUUCUCUCCCAAGGUGGCUGCCUCGACUCACUGAAGAGCAGCAACAGCCAGGAUCAGAAAAAGCGACUUCUGCAUUGGAUUCAAAAGCUGAAACCCUCACAUAGCACCUGAGUUCCUGUAGUCUCUAGCAUCCUUUCUGCCAGAUGUUUUUAUCCGGUUCUGUAUGCUCAGUAGCUUAGCAUAAGAUUUUCAUUUUUGUUCAGAAAAGGUGAACCUGUGUUCUAGGAUGCUUGGACAUGUUUAUCAGGUGAAUUGCAAGUAGGUUUACAGUACCUGUAUAUUGUGCUA